Molecule: messenger RNA, 1132 nt
Organism: Dreissena polymorpha
Lineage: Eukaryota; Metazoa; Mollusca; Bivalvia; Myida; Dreissenidae
Product: CDGSH iron-sulfur domain-containing protein 3, mitochondrial-like
Exons: 5
Coding region: 248-745 (165 amino acids)
Cellular component (GO): intracellular membrane-bounded organelle
Molecular function (GO): 2 iron, 2 sulfur cluster binding
Source: RefSeq, a predicted model, not a curated record
AUAUAAUUUACUUUUUAUCUAUGGUUUAAAGUUAAAAAUCUGAAACAAAGUAAAAAUAACGACUAAAAAUUACAUACACAUAAUUAUUAUAUUUAAAGCGGUGUUUAAUGGCAGCAGGGCCGGGCAAGUGAUAGAGCUAUGCUCGGAACCAGUCAUAUCUAGGCGAAAAGUUGAUUUUCUCCUGAUGAUAUCUGUGUUUAAUCGGUGAAUUGAUCGAAUAUUGUGUUCUUUAACAUUGUUAGCAUUUAUGUCGCGUGCUUUGGAAUAUAUGGUGUUCACUGUGACAGGUAUUCCGUGCGAUAACUAUCUUGAACAACCCUGCACAACGACUCGCACCCAGUGCGCUGUUUUUAGCUCAACGGAGCAAAAAGUGCUCAAGAAUAUGGCAGAAUCUAAGACGUUGUAUCCAGCAGUUGGCUCUUACGGUCCGUGUGCCGUCAAAGGUCUGAAAGUCGGGGAGACCAAGAAAUGGUGUACCUGCGGUCUCAGCAGCAAGAAACAGCCCUGGUGUGACGGCUCACAUAAAGGCACCGGUUUCAAAUCCAUGAAAUUUACGGUGGAAAAAGAACAGGAAGUGUUAUAUAUCUGCAACUGCAAGCAGACGAAAACUCCGCCAUAUUGUGACGGCUCACACACCAGCGCACCAGAAAUAGUCGAGAAACGCAAGAACGCAUGCGCAAAGAAAGAUGGUCAUGUGAAGGAUUGCAAACUGUGCACGAACUGCGGUUGGGUGCCCGACUUUUAAAGGGACCGUGUCUCUGCAAAUGUGUGACCCCGCCGUGUGACAACAUGGACGUUUUAUAGAAAAGGGUUAAUGACAGUACAGCAUCGGUUCCGAAUUGAGUGUUUAAGUGAUAUAUGAUGAUAUAACACCCUCUUAUCCAGAUUGCUAUUUUACGGACGUGUGUUUAAAUCAGUAUGUUUAUAAGCAAUAAUUACGCACAGUGUUAAUAUAUACAUUCAACCAUAAACCACGUCCUUGCUUAAUCAGUUAUCACAUCUCAUCAUUAAUAACAUUUGUUAUUAAUCAAGGAAUUACCCCUCUGUGCACAUUGAUGGUGGCCACAAAUACGUAAUACUUUUCUUGUAAAUAUGGGAAGCUGGAACCUUUUAUAAAUAAAGAAAAAUCCAA